AUGGGGGCAGCGCCUUUCAUGAUCGAUGAUACCGACAUCGCGCUUGACCGUAUCCCCUUAACGGAGGGAGAUUAUAGAUCGCAACUGAUGUCAGUCUCACUCACACUUGGGGAUCUUAUGAUCGCCGCUACACGGGUCUAUAAAGCGAGUUCUAAGGCCACUGUUGAUGACUGUGGCGAAUUUCCGUCAUUCAUACAACUUACAUCAAGCACGUCUUUCGACAGCUUCCACCGGUCACAUGCAUCCUAUCUCGAGAUCUGGUACCACGUUGCUGCUAUGCUGUCUUGUCGAUACAGUGGCCCAGGCAGUCCCCAAUACAACCGCCGUCUUGCAUCGGCUGGAGGAUCAUUUACCGUGCGUUGCGAGAUGGCCAGCGAGAUCCCGAGACUGCCUGUGAGGACCUAA
Molecule: messenger RNA, 405 nt
Organism: Colletotrichum siamense
Lineage: Eukaryota; Fungi; Ascomycota; Sordariomycetes; Glomerellales; Glomerellaceae
Exons: 3
Coding region: 1-405 (134 amino acids)
Source: RefSeq, a predicted model, not a curated record